Molecule: messenger RNA, 4268 nt
Organism: Vigna umbellata (rice bean)
Lineage: Eukaryota; Viridiplantae; Streptophyta; Magnoliopsida; Fabales; Fabaceae
Gene: ALA3
Product: aminophospholipid ATPase 3
Biological process (GO): phospholipid translocation; Golgi vesicle budding
Cellular component (GO): trans-Golgi network; plasma membrane
Molecular function (GO): ATP binding; ATPase-coupled intramembrane lipid carrier activity; magnesium ion binding
Source: RefSeq, a predicted model, not a curated record
UUAGCGCUAAAAGGAAAACAAAAUAGAACAGAAGGGUAAAACCGUCAAAAGGCGAAUUUGAGGGUUGAAUCUCUUGGCUUCAGCGUCGUUUGGAAGAAGCACCAAGUAGCGUUUGCGCCCGAGAGAAAUUUUCAUUGGUUCGUUCAUUCGUGUUUAAAAGCAAUUGGUUGACAGAGAAAGAGAAGAAGAAGAAGAAGAAGAGGAAGCGAUUGCAUGAAAAAUUGAAGGAUGAAGGGAUGGGAUGGGAUUCAAUCUUCUUUAUCUUCUCGAUCGAGUUCCACGUUGGGCCAUCAAGCUUCCUCUCGGUUGGGCCACCAACCUUCCUCUCGAUCUGUUCGACUCGGCCGAGUUCAGCCUCAGGCUCCGACUCACCGGACCAUCUUCUGCAACGAUCGCGAGGCCAAUUUUCCUAUUCGAUUCAAGGGGAAUUCUAUAUCAACUACCAAAUAUAACUUCUUCACCUUUUUGCCAAAAGGACUAUUUGAGCAGUUCAGACGAGUGGCUAAUCUCUACUUUCUUACAAUCUCAAUUUUGUCAACCACACCUAUUAGUCCGGUGUCUCCAAUAACAAAUGUGCUUCCUCUGUCUCUGGUGCUUCUUGUCUCUCUUAUCAAGGAAGCUUUUGAAGAUUGGAAGCGUUUUCAAAAUGACAUGUCCAUAAAUAACAAUGGUAUAGACGUUUUGCAAGAUCAAAAGUGGCAGUCUAUAUCCUGGAAGAAGUUGCAGGUUGGAGACAUUGUGAAGGUUAAACAGGAUGGAUUCUUUCCUGCAGAUCUGCUUUUCUUGGCAAGCACCAACGCAGAUGGUGUCUGCUACAUUGAGACUGCUAACUUGGAUGGGGAAACCAAUUUGAAGAUUAGGAAAGCAUUGGAAAAGACUUGGGAUUAUGUGACUCCAGAGAAGGCAUCUGAGUUUAAAGGUGAAAUUCAAUGUGAACAACCAAACAAUUCAUUGUAUACCUUUACUGGAAAUCUUAUAACCCAAAAGCAAACAUUGCCUCUCAGUCCAAAUCAAAUUUUAUUGCGGGGUUGCAGUCUCAGGAAUACAGAGUAUAUUGUUGGGGUUGUUAUAUUUACUGGACAUGAAACAAAGGUGAUGAUGAAUACAAUGAAUGUUCCUUCCAAAAGAAGUACAUUGGAGAGAAAGCUUGACAAGCUCAUACUAACUUUAUUUGCAACUCUCUUCAUGAUGUGUUUCAUUGGAGCCAUAGGCAGUGCUAUCUUCGUAAAUAAAAAAUAUUUUUACUUACAUCUUGAUUCAUCAGAAGAGGGCUCGGCACAGUUCAACCCCAGAAAUAGAUUCUUGGUUUUUAUUCUGACAAUGUUUACCCUAAUAACACUAUACUCAACAAUCAUUCCCAUUUCACUUUAUGUGUCCAUAGAGAUGAUAAAAUUUAUUCAAUCAACUCAAUUUAUCAACAAAGACUUGUCCAUGUACCAUGCUGAAACAAAUACACCUGCAUUAGCCAGAACUUCAAAUUUGAAUGAAGAACUUGGGCAGGUGGAAUACAUUUUCUCUGAUAAAACUGGAACUCUAACAAGAAAUUUAAUGGAGUUCUUCAAGUGUUCGAUUGGAGGAGAGGUCUAUGGCAAUGGUGUGACUGAAAUUGAGAGAGGAUUAGCAGAGCGCAAUGGAAUGAAGAUUGAGGAAAAUAUUUCUUCCAAAGCAGUGCAAGAGAGAGGUUUUAAUUUUGAUGAUGAUAGGCUUAUGAGGGGAGCUUGGAGGAAUGAGCCUAAUCCUGACGUUUGCAAGGAAUUCUUCAGAUGCCUUGCUAUAUGCCAUACUGUGCUGCCAGAGGGUGAUGAAUCCCCUGAAAAGAUCAGAUAUCAAGCUGCAUCACCUGAUGAGGCUGCUUUGGUUAUUGCUGCAAAACACUUUGGUUUCUUUUUCUACAGACGCACACCUACAAUGAUAUAUGUUCGUGAAUCUCAUGUUGAGAAAAUGGGCAAAAUUCAAGACGUGUCUUAUGAGAUUUUAAACGUGCUUGAGUUUAAUAGUACAAGGAAGCGUCAGUCUGUUGUAUGCCGUUAUCCUGAUGGAAGGCUUGUCCUAUACUGUAAGGGUGCUGAUACUGUAAUCUAUGAGAGACUGGCUAAUAUUAGUAAUAGUAUCAAGAAAGUCACCAGGGAGCAUUUGGAACAAUUUGGAUCUGCCGGACUUCGCACAUUAUGCUUAGCCUACAAAGAAUUACAUCCUGAUGUUUAUGAAAGCUGGAAUGAGAAGUUUAUCCAGGCCAAGUCUUCUCUAAAUGAUCGUGAAAAGAAAUUGGAUGAGGUGGCAGAACUUAUCGAAAAUGAUCUCAUUUUAAUUGGUAGCACAGCCAUAGAAGACAAGCUUCAAGAGGGUGUACCUGCUUGCAUAGAGACUCUUCAAAGAGCUGGUAUUAAAAUUUGGGUUCUUACAGGGGACAAGAUUGAAACAGCUAUAAACAUAGCCUAUGCAUGCAACUUGAUAAACAAUGAGAUGAAGCAAUUUGUGAUUAGUUCAGAAACUGAUGCAAUCAGAGAAGUUGAAGACAGGGGUGACCAAGUGGAGAUUGCACGGUUUAUCAAAGAAGAAGUGAAAAAAGAGCUGAAGAAAUGCCUUGAGGAAGCACAGAACUAUUUUCACUCCCUAUCUGGACCAAAAUUAGCUCUUGUAAUUGAUGGAAAAUGUCUAAUGUAUGCAUUGGAUCCAAGUUUAAGAGUGAUGCUGCUCAACAUUAGUUUGAAUUGUCAUUCUGUUGUUUGCUGUCGAGUUUCUCCUUUACAAAAAGCACAGGUCACAAGUAUGGUUAAGAAAGGUGCUCACAAAAUAACACUUAGUAUUGGUGAUGGAGCCAAUGAUGUUAGCAUGAUUCAAGCUGCUCAUGUUGGUGUUGGCAUAAGUGGGUUGGAGGGAAUGCAAGCUGUGAUGGCCAGCGAUUUUGCCAUUGCACAGUUUCGUUACCUUGCUGACUUGCUUCUUGUUCAUGGCAGAUGGUCUUAUUUGCGAGUUUGCAAGGUUGUCUUAUACUUCUUUUACAAGAAUCUCACUUUCACUCUUACUCAGUUCUGGUUUACGUUUCAAACUGGAUUUUCUGGUCAGAGAUUCUAUGAUGAUUGGUUUCAGUCACUAUAUAAUGUUAUCUUCACAGCGCUACCUGUAAUCAUUGUUGGAUUAUUUGACAAGGAUGUCAGUUCAUCUCUAUCCAAGAAGUAUCCUGAACUAUACAUGGAAGGAAUAAGAAAUGUUUUCUUUAAAUGGAAAGUUGUGGCAAUAUGGGCAUUCUUUUCUAUUUACCAAUCUCUAAUAUUCUUCUAUUUUGUGAGUACAACAAAUUUAAGUGCUAAAAACUCAGCAGGCAAGAUCUUUGGAUUAUGGGAUGUCAGUACAAUGGCCUUCACUUGUGUUGUAAUAACCGUCAACUUGCGACUGCUUAUGAUUUGUAAUUCCAUCACUAGAUGGCACUAUAUUAGUGUUGGUGGAAGUAUAUUAGCCUGGUUUAUUUUUAUUUUUAUAUAUUCAGGGAUUAGCACUCCUUAUGAUCGUCAGGAAAAUAUUUAUUUCGUCAUUUAUGUCAUAAUGACUACGUUUUACUUCUACGUCAUGCUACUUCUAGUUCCUGUUGCUGCACUUUUCUGUGACUUUGUUUACCAAGGGGUUCAAAGAUGGUUCUCCCCCUAUGAUUAUCAGAUUAUUCAAGAAAUGCAUAGAGAUGAGCUAGAUAACACUGGUAGGGCGCAGUUGUUGGAGAUAGGGAACCAGCUCACACCAGCUGAGGCAAGGAGUUAUGCAAUAUCUCAACUCCCACGUGAGAUAUCAAAGCACACCGGGUUCGCCUUUGAUUCACCUGGGUAUGAAUCCUUUUUUGCCGCACAGCUUGGUGUAUAUGCCCCACCCAAGGCAUGGGAUGUUGCUAGACGAGCCAGUAUGAGAACCAAGCCCAAGAUUGGCCAGCAGAAGUAAUUUGGUGUAGGAUGCUUGUACAUUACUUAGUUUCGGUUUUCCACCUUGAGAGCCAGCCUAGGAAUUGUGUAAAAUUAGAAUGUGUCAUAUUAAAUAUAGUCGUUUUCAAUAGGAUAUAUUCUGUUUCUUUUUGUGUUUUUCUUGGGUCGGGGAUUAGAGCAGAUUUUCAGGAUUCAUCUUUUGUACAUUCCAGGAUAUUCAGCAAUUAGUCUCUACUCAAUUUUGUGAAAUUUAGAAAUUGUGCCAUUCUUUUAGUUGAUUCCUGGAAUUCAGCUCUUUUCUUUGUAUUGGAUUUAUAUUACUCGUUUUUGGAUAUCUCCAAUUUUGGAUUGUUGAUCUUU